Messenger RNA from Vairimorpha ceranae, 258 nucleotides. RefSeq lists its product as hypothetical. Bases 1 to 258 code for a protein of 85 amino acids. The transcript has a single exon. Lineage: Eukaryota; Fungi; Microsporidia; Nosematidae. The record is from RefSeq and is a predicted model, not a curated record.
AUGAAAAAGGGGUAUUUUCCUUAUUUUUAUAAUCCGUGUUGUGCAAAUUUUUUUAUAUUUUUUUCAUUGAUGAAUGUGACAGAUUACAGAUGGCGGGUUUUGCGUGUAGGCGAACUAAGUUUUAAUUAUUUAUUGAUUCCAUUGCUGCUUCAUAGUUCUGUUAUUUAUAUUUAUAGCUUUGAUUUCCUCGAUUUUUUUUUCAAUAAAAACCAAUCAUUUUUUUCGUUUUAUUUAUUGGUUUCUGCAUUGAUAGAUUAA